AUGGCCGGCGCCGGACCCGGGAGGCGGAGCAGGCCGUUCGCCGCGACGUGCGCGCUGCUGCGGCAGUACAUGAGGGAGAAGGAGAGCCAGCGCCAGGAGCGGAUGGGGAACCUCGCCCGCGUGCUCCGGGCGCCGCCGCCGACCCGGCCGGUGGCGCCGCCCCAGGAGGGCGGCGAGAGGACCAUGCAGCUCUUCCCCGCGCACCCUGACGCCGCCAUGCCGCAGCCGGCCCACCACCAGCAGAGGCCGGACAUGGGGAAGGCGCCCGUGACCAUCUUCUACGGGGGGCGGGUGAUGUUCUUCGACCACGUCUCCGCGGACAGGGCCAACGGGGUGAUGCAGAUGGCGGGGUCGUCGGUGAUGCACGCCCCGCCGCUGCCGGAGAUGGUAGUGGUGGACGUGCCGGAGGGCAGCGAGCCCUCGGCUGGGGUCGACCUGCAAAGCAUAGCAAGGAAGGCGUCGCUGCAGAGGUUCCUGCAGAAGAGGAAGCGAAGGAGCGGCAACAACCCUGAUGAUGACCUCAACGAGGAGGAGGUGCCGGCCAAGAGGAUGGACGCCGGCGGCAGCGGCGAGCGCCUGGAGGACGUGCCUGAUGCCCUGUGGCUCAGGCUCUGAUCUGAUCCAAGACCCCCUCAGCAUUAGGAGGAGAGGAAGAGAGAGCACUGAUGACAAGGGGGGAAGGAGUGCUGAUGCAAUGCAAGAUGGUUCAUGCAAGGUUGUCUCUGUCUGAGGAUCCGGAGGAGGAGCUCCAAAGGAUUCCCGGGCUAGUUAUCCGCCCUUCGAUGAAGGGCUUCUAUCCUGGCUCCUAAUAGUGUUCCGGAACUGCUGGUGGUAGACCCUAUCUUUUCGUCAGUCGGUCGUGGUCGAAAUAAUGUACAGGGACAUCUGGGUUCUAUGGAAGAAUAAAGUGCAAUAAUAAUUAUGUGAUGAUGC
Panicum virgatum (switchgrass) is the source of this 933-nucleotide messenger RNA. RefSeq names its product protein TIFY 11d-like. The record is from RefSeq and is a predicted model, not a curated record. Gene Ontology annotation, cellular component: nucleus. The transcript is spliced from 3 exons. Gene Ontology annotation, biological process: regulation of jasmonic acid mediated signaling pathway; regulation of defense response; response to wounding. Lineage: Eukaryota; Viridiplantae; Streptophyta; Magnoliopsida; Poales; Poaceae. Bases 1 to 615 code for a protein of 204 amino acids.